Molecule: messenger RNA, 3278 nt
Organism: Linum trigynum
Lineage: Eukaryota; Viridiplantae; Streptophyta; Magnoliopsida; Malpighiales; Linaceae
Source: the annotation of a GenBank genome assembly
GCCCAAAAAAAAAAAAAAAAAAAACGCCGACCCGCUUAGCCUUCCCAGUUCCCUCCAUCCUCCGUCUUCUGUUUCUUUCUCGCAGUGCUCCGGAGUCCGGAGUAGAAGAAACAGAGCUCUGGUAAAAGUCGAAAAUUGAACAAGGGAAACGAAGAAAGAGAAAAGCCCUCUCCUUCUUCUUUUCCCUACCCCCUAGCUUUUCGUCUGUUCUCUCUUUCGGAGGGUGAUCAUGGCUUCUUCGUUCAACUCAUUCCGCCUACAAUAGCACAAGAAAAAGUACGUAACUUUGACCUUUCACCUUUCUCUCUUCUCUAUUCUUCUUCUUGAUAAUGUCGCCUCUCACCUUCAUUCGUGUUACCUCUGCAUGUGCGGAUUUCACAUUGUGAAUGGCUGCUACCAAACACUGCAACUUCUCCUUUAUGGGUUUGGGGUUUUUUUUUUCACUUCGUUCCUCCCCUAUGGAAUAAGCAGUUUUUAGAGUUGUCUUCGGUAUCCUUUCAUCUUUCCCCCUUCAAAAUCUGUGAGGAUAGGUUGGUGAAACAAAGGGUUUUGUGAGAGGGAACAGAAUGGGGUCUCUGGAAAGGAAUUCUGUGGCAGAUGCGAGGUCGAAGAGGCGAGUGCUGAGAAGGCUCCAGGCUAAUUCAAGACGUAAGAUUUAUUCAUCCAAGAAUGGCAUUAGCGGAGGCAGCUCCUCUGCCAAAACUCGGACAAGAACUAGGGGAAAUUUGCCUACCAAGAGUACUACUAAUGACUAUCAUUAUCCUCCAGAUCAUGAUUAUGCCACCUUUUUGGAUGCCUUGGGUCUACGCCUUCCAACAGCAGCUAAUUCUUCCGACGGAGUGAGUGCUAAUCGUGCCCCUGAUAGUGAAGCCGCCGUAGGCUGUGUGGGUUCUGGUUUAAAGGAGGACAUUGACAUUGACCUUUUCAGAUUAUUGGCUGAGAUUGGUGGUGGCAGCAGCAUUAGAACAGAGGACAAUGGUGUGGGCGACAAUGAGGAUCCAGGCGCUAACUGUGGAUGUGACGACAUGUCUAUGGACGGUCGCAAUGUUGCUGCUCGGUAUGCAGACGACUCUUUUCUCAGGGCAAGCUGCUCCAAUGAUAAAAAUGGGUUGAGUUGGAAGGAUGAUACUGGUGCUGAGACUACUGAUGCUGGUUUCGAUGACAAGUCAGUAGAUAGCUUUCAUGUGGAUUCUGAGUUUGUUGAAGAAUCCGAUGACAUUGGAGGCUCUGCGAAUGAUGAUAAUGUUGUGGAUAGGUCUUUUGACAAUGCACCUGCUGCCGAAGAAGUCGCAGACCAUUGCAACAAUGUGCAUUUCGAUCUGUCAGAUCGAGAUCAAACUGCUGCUGAUGAUAUCAUUGGAGCUUCUGAUCCUGCAUAUCUUAGGUUCUUAGAGAACCUGAGAGAAGAUGGGAAUUCAUACAAUAUUGAGCUCCCUGUGAGCAGUGGAGAGUCACUAUCUUUUGUUUAUGAAAAGCAAGAUGAUUCUCAUGGUCAAUGUGACGCCACUGAGACAAGAAAGACUUCUGUACAGAGGAAGAAUGGAGAACCUGAAAUUUGUUUAGGGAAAGGGUGCAAUGAAACUCGCGAUCAAUGUGAUGCUGGUAAUGCAAGACAGACUUCUUCACAGAGUAAGAAUAAGGAACCUGAGAUUUGUCUAGGGAAAGAGUGGAAUGAAACUCAAGGUCAUUGCCAGUUAAGAGAUGAAGCAGGUGCUGGAUGUGAUCUGAGAGUUCCUAGUGGGAGCAACAAGAGUUCAUUGACGGGGAGGAAGUUCUUUUAUAAAACUAAAAAUGGGUUACGCAGUGGAUUUAGAAGAGAAGGGAAGUCCCAAAUGGAAGAGCUUUUGGAGAGAGAGAGCAAAAAGAAAGUGGACGAACGAUGUGAUCCAACUGUUGCUUCGGGUAGAGAUAGGAGGAGCUGUUCACCCAUGAAACGAAGGAUCGAAGAUGAGACAGGAGAUGCACCAGAAAUUGCAUGUAAGGUAGAAGCUCCAAUGCCAGCCAAGACAGGAGACACUAGAACGGGAAAAGUUAUGGCACCCAGUUUGGUGAGAGAUAGAGCAACUAAAACUAUACCUUGUCGAAGUGAACUGAAAAUGAAAGCUCAGAAGGAUGUGAGCGACAUGCAGAAUAGGAAAAGGAGACGUUUGAUUUCUGAAGAAACACAGAGAAAAGAGUCCUUGAAUCCUGUUCUCUGUGAAGAACCUGCAAAAACUAAAACGCCUUCAAACAAAAAUCUACAGUGCAGACCUAAAGUAGAGUUGGAUGACAUGCAGGAUAGGAAAAGAAGACAUUUCAUUUCUGAAGAAACACAGAGAAUAGAGUCCUUGAAUCCUGUUCCCUGUGAAGAACCUUCAGGAACUAAAACGCCUUCAAACAAAAAUCAACAGUGCAGACCUAAAGUAGAGCGGGAUGACAUGAAGGAUAGGAAAAGAAGACGUUUGAUUUCUGAAGAAACACAGAGAAAGGAGUCCUUGAAUCCUGUUUCCCGUGAAGAACCUGCAACAACUAAAAUGCCUUCAAACAAAAACCAAAAGUGCAGACCUGAACUAGAUGGGGAUCAAAUUGACAAAUGCUAUGAGAUAUUCCUCGGUUCUCUGAAGAAGAAGCCAACGCAUGUUGAAUUUGUCCCUUCAGUUGGCGAAAAAGUGCUAUAUCACGACUAUCCCCUCAGCUGUCCCACUAGCCCAUCUGAUUCAGAUAUAUUGGAGAUUGAUGCUGCCACCUUUGCUAAUGAUGUCAAUACUCCGUUCGUGCCAGCAAAGAACCAUGAAGUCAUUGAUCUUGAUUUGGAGCCUGAAGAAGGCCAUGGUGGGAAUCACUACAACUCUGUGUUCAGAGUGAAGCUUCUUGAGAAUUUAAGAAAGCCUUACGACCAGAGAGAGUACAAUGAGUUGUUGAAAGAAGUGUCUUGCAGGAAGCAAUUGGUGAAAGAUAGAGAACUCCGGCAUGGACGAACAGUGAAGAUAAAACUGAAAGCUGUUGGGCAAUCUUACCUUGAUAAAUAUACAGAUUUUGCAAGAAAGCUUCAGGAGAUAAAGCCUGAUUCGGAGUGCAAUCACCCCGUAAGGUUGAACUUGCUACGUGGGUUUGUCUAUUGGUUGGAGAAUUUACCCCUUCCUGGAUCUUUCAAGCCAUGGCUGGACGAGGCAUGUUUGAAAGUGCUGCCAAGUUGCAAGCGAGUUCCCUGUGAUUAGAGUGUUCAGACAUUUCCUUGCAAAGGGGGAAACGAGACAGGUCAGCUUUUGGGUUAGAUGACUAACUAACUAUUUAAAAGA